Sclerotinia sclerotiorum 1980 UF-70 is the source of this 243-nucleotide messenger RNA. RefSeq lists its product as hypothetical. The coding region runs from base 1 to 243 and encodes 80 amino acids. The transcript has 2 exons. Lineage: Eukaryota; Fungi; Ascomycota; Leotiomycetes; Helotiales; Sclerotiniaceae. The record is from RefSeq and is a predicted model, not a curated record.
AUGUCAAUGGGGACGCUCGAUAAACGAAGAUUCAAAAACGAGGAAGCCACAAAAGACGAGAGAAAGCUAGAAGCACAGCGUGGCAAUUAUACCGCCGUCUCAGCAUACUCGAUGCCUGUGCCUACAGCCUGUGAGAAGGUCGAGAUCCAUAGACAAAAUAGCCAAAUGAGGACAAAUACCAGACCUCCACUUUCCACUGUUCCAAAGCCUGGAUCACUAUUGUGCCAGAGACCCGUCAGAUAA